CACACAUAAACACCAGGUCUGGUCACGUGACGUAGACAUAACCGGAUUACGAUUUGCUUAGAAAGCAUUAUUUAAAUCUCCUGAGCUUUAAAAUGGCUCGAGAUAUGGCUUCCCUGAAGACUUUGGUCCUUGCACUGUCUAUGGUUCAGCUAACCGGUGCGAUCGAGUUCUCCACGCUCGACCAUCUACGGAGUCGCACGCCGGCGGAUGUCCAGGCCCGGGCGGCCACGGAACUCAUCAUGAGGGUCGUGGGGGACAGACGCUCGGACUUUGACAUCAAAGUCGACCCCAGCAGCGGCCCAGCAGACAGGGACACCUUUACUCUAGAGCAGUCGGGAUCUAAGCUCUCCAUCACGGGGACCAGUGGUGUGGCGGUCGCCAUGGGCUUCUACUACUACCUCAAGUACUACUGUGGGGGGCAGUUCACCUGGGCGGGACAACAGGUCGCCCUGCCAACAGUAUUACCUAAAGUUUCCAUGGUGACAGUUACCUCCAAUGACCGGUUUCGGUACUACCAAAACGUCUGCACCGUCAGCUACUCCUUCGCCUGGUCGGACUGGGACCAGUGGGAACGUCACAUAGACUGGAUGGCCUUGCAGGGCAUCAACCUGCCAUUGGCCUUUACAGGACAGGAGGCCAUCUUCCAGAGGGUCUAUCUGUCAAUGGGCUUCACGAUACAAGAUAUGGAGGCACAUUUCGGCGGACCAGCAUUCUUAGCUUGGGCAAGAAUGGGAAACAUACGUGGCUGGGGCGGUCCUCUGCCCGAAUACUGGAUGGACAGACAGUUGGCUCUCCAGCACAAAAUACUGGACCGGAUGAGGUCACUUGGCAUUAUUCCAGUACUUCCGGGGUUUGCUGGACAUGUGCCAGCCGCCAUUACAAGGGUGUUCCCCAAGGCCAAUGUAACCCGACUCGGGAGCUGGGCUAACUUCAAUGCUAAUUAUUCAGAAACCUAUCUGCUGGAUUUCAACGACCCCCUUUUUACUACAAUUGGUUCGAAGUUCAUCAAGGCUAUGGAGGACGAGUUCGGCAUUGAUCACAUCUACAACGCGGAUAGUUUCAAUGAGAUGACUCCAGCGUCCAGCGACCCCGCGUACUUGGCAUCAGCAGCACGAGGAGUGUAUAACGCAAUGGUGGCUGGAGACUCCCAGGCCAUUUGGCUGAUGCAGGGCUGGCUGUUUGUGAAUGGGAAUUUCUGGAAGGACCCUCAAAUCAAGGCCCUUCUUACUGCAGUACCACGGGGCAAGAUGAUCAUACUGGACCUGUACUCCGAGCAGUCUCCGAUCUUCUCCCGCACGGAGUCUUACUACGGGCAACCGUUCAUCUGGUGCAUGCUGCAUAACUUUGGCGGGCUUAACGAAAUGUACGGCGAACUAGACAAGGUCAACGAGGGUCCGUUCAAGGGACGUAACUUCCCGAACAGCUCCAUGGUGGGUACGGGUCUCACCCCGGAGGGCAUCAACCAGAACGAGAUCAUGUACGAGUUCAUGAAUGAACAGGCGUGGAGACCCGGACCUGUUAACACAACGGAGUGGAUAGAUCAGUAUCAAGCACAGCGAUACGGGGGCGGCAACCCAAGCACUUCCGCCGCCUGGGAUUAUCUCAGGCAAAGCGUCUACAAAUCGGGGUCAACGGGGGUCACCAUCAUCCAUCGCCCGUCGAUAGGCAGCCACGAGUCGGUGGGCUACGACCCCGAGAUGCUGUACCAGGCGUGGGACAAAAUGGUGGCCGCCCAAUUUACAACGACGGCUCUCCGUGGACAACCACUGUUUGUGUACGACCUGAUUGAUGUGUCGAGGAACAGCCUGCAGGUGCUCGCUAUCAAAUACUACGCUGAUGUCAUCGCAGCCUACAACAAGAGUGACACAGCCAGUCUUAGAACUGCUGGUGCCAAGAUGAUCGACCUUCUGAGUGACCUUGACACACUACUUGCUACUGACGUUCACUUCCUGUUGGGCGCGUGGACCGGUGACGCGGCCAGACACUUCUCUUCAGCCUGGGAGAAGGCGCUGUAUGACUUCAACUCACGGAACCAGGUGACUCUGUGGGGACCAACAGGGCAGAUAAUGGAUUAUGCCUGUAAAAUGUGGUCUGGGCUGAUAAAUAGAUACUACAAACCAAGGUGGCAACUGUUUAUAAACACUUUAAUCAACUGUACUCAAACGAAAACAGCGUUCAACAGUGGUGUGUAUGGCCAGGAAGUGUUGAACACGGUGGAAAUACCAUUCUCCUACGACCAGACUGACUUCCCUAAUGAACCCGAAGGUAAUGCUAUUGCAGCGGUGAUCGAGUUUCAUUCCAAAUACCGACCAGAAACAAAGUCCAAGUUCUUCUCGCAGUUCCCCAACGUCCAGUCGUCGGAUACCGUGGGAGGAUUCUCCUACGAAUAUGCCAAACGCUUCGGUCGGGCUCACUAUUAGAGGAGUGGAAGACCUUAUGAUAUCAGUGUGUGUCAUAUUUCGAUGCCACUGUGAGAAUAAACAUUCAUUAUUCAACAAA
This is a messenger RNA of Haliotis rufescens (red abalone), 2499 nucleotides long. RefSeq names its product alpha-N-acetylglucosaminidase-like. The coding region runs from base 93 to 2420 and encodes 775 amino acids. NCBI's taxonomy places the organism in Eukaryota, Metazoa, Mollusca, Gastropoda, Lepetellida, Haliotidae. The transcript is spliced from 23 exons. The record is from RefSeq and is a predicted model, not a curated record.